GCAGAGGCCGGCGGCGCGAUACCGGCACGGGGACCGCUCUGCGCCAUGGCGUACUCGACGUGCUGCAGGGUGGCCAUGGUCUCCUGCCUGGUGCUCUGCGUCUCCCUCCUCCUGCCGCGGACCUUCUUGUCGCGGGGCGGCGGGAGGCAGGAGCCCGGGGCUGCGCCGCUCGCAGCGCCCGCGCCGCCCGAGGGGAAGCUGGGUCGCUUUCCACCAAGGAUGCAUUACCAGGCCACUCCCAACAGUCCAGCUGCCCCUCACUUUCCAAGGUCUCACCUUGCUGAAGCAGUUGCCAAAGCCAAGGCAGGUGGAGGUGGUAGUGGAAGUACUGGUGGAACUGGGAGAGGUCUUGUGGGGCAGAUUAUCCCUAUAUAUGGAUUUGGCAUCUUCUUAUAUAUCUUGUACAUUCUAUUCAAGUUGGCUUCCAAGGGAAAAACUACUGCUGGAGAGCGGAAAUGCCCUACUGCUGCACCUGGAAAUGCGAAGAGGAAAAUCACUGAUUAUGAACUCAAUCAACUCCAGGAAAAACUGAGAGAGACAGAAGAAGCUAUGGAAAAAUUAAUCAACAGAGUGGGACCUAACUGUGACAGCAGAACUCAAAAUGUUACAACAGACCAGGAGAAAAGGUUACUUCAGCAGCUCCGAGAAAUUACGAGAGUUAUGAAAGAAGGAAAAUUCAUAGAUGGCAUCUCUCCUGAGAAGGAAGCUGAAGAAGCUCCUUACAUGGAGGACUGGGAAGGUUAUCCAGAAGAGACCUACCCUGUCUAUGAUAAUUCUGAUUGCUUCAAGCGCAAACAGGACACCAUCCUGGUAGAUUACCCUGACCUGAGCCAGCCCUCUGCAGAAGAGCUGGCAGAAAGAAUGGAGGGCAUGGAAGAGGAGUAUCUGUGCAAUGAAGGCCUGCUCUCUGAUCUCACCAUAGGAAGAGUCAGUCAUGUUUUAACACAGAAAAAGGACGAGGUAACUGACAACAGUGAAGAGGAGAGGGACCUUCAGCACAGCCAAAGCUGUGAGGAGUGCUGCUGUUGUUAUGAGGAUGAUGAUCCUGCUAUCCUAGCAGAGAACGCUGGAUUCCACUCUGAAAGCUGCAGUGAAGCAGAAGAGUCAGCCCAAGAGGAUCUGUCUUUGGAGUCAGAAAAUGAAAAUGCAGCACUGAAAAAGCAGCAAGCAAGUGAUUCAGAUGAGACGGGCACGCUGAGAAAACGCACCAUGAAAGCACUUGAGUAGCAGGGACACUAGUCGAUGUUGUUUAGAUUCUGAAGGUAGAGGUCAUAAACUGUCAUUCCUGUGGGUUUUGUUCCCAAAGAUGUCUCUGUGUUUAUCUUCCUGUACCAAUUUCAUUCCCAUGGUAACAAUCAGUCUCAUCAUCUACCUGAAUUGCAAGCUGUUAACUCCAAGUAAUAUCAUCUGUCCAUCCUUCUGUCUCUGUAACAAUGCUCUCACAGUGUAAACACUACUAAAAGCCACAGGAGUGGACAGACUGAGUGCAAAGGAUGUGAAGAUGAACAGUUUUGGUUCUUCUGUAGAAACAGUGAGUCUGGACAGAUUCAUGCUGCUAUGUAACUUGCCAAGCAUAUGGCUUGCCCUUAUUCCAUGCCAGUGAUCUAUAAUAUCUAUGUCCCAUGGCUGCUGCAGGUGGAGCAGUAGUCCAGCCCAUUGUCAUGAGAACACAUAGAUGCCAUCUCAGGUCUACUGCAGCCAACAGAAAGGCAGACUCUCAGAAUUUUACCUGUCAAUGCAAGUAUGUGCUUGUGGUGUACUUGAAAUUCUUGCUGCUUUUAAAGGUAUGUGAAAUGUAAAAGGUUUGACUGUUUUCAUUUGGGCAAAUUUGUGCAUUUAAUUUUGUGCAAGACAUACUGGUAAAAGCAUGAAUAAGUGGCUUUCCUCAUUAAAUAUAAGAGAGUUUUUCAACACCUAUCUUCAUAGAUUAAGAAGCCAAAACACAGUAGGUCAUGAAUAACAAAGUCCAUGCUCCAAAGUGCAGUAAUGUUAAUUAAGACUACCACAGGCUGCAUCCUAAGUCAAAUCUGGUUUUUGAUUUUGAUGGCUUCCAGCCUCCCUACUAAAAGGUCAUUUUUGACACACAAGUUGAAGCCCAGAAUUUCUUUUCAGGCCCCUUAGCAUAGGUAACUCCAGAAUUCAGCUGUGUCCUGUGAGUUAGUGUGGUGGGCCACCACAGUCCUCAUAGACACAGCAAGCACAUGCUGCACUGGGGUGUGAGACAAGAAAUAAUUCUAUCAUAGCACUAGUGAGGAAAGCAGAAAUGAAAUGAAAAUCCAAUGAAUUCUCCUUUACUAACACAGAGACCACUUGUUAGGACUCCUUUUAAAAGCUGUGGCAGAGCUAAAGGCUUCAUAUUUCUUUGCACCGCCAAAGGAGAAUAUGAUGCUGGGUGCAGGUUGAUUGUGUGAUGUCAAAGAAUCUCAAUAGCACAGUCCUGAGGUCCCAAUGGCCUUGGCAGCUCCACCCCAGGUACAAGAAAAUGCUCACUGCAUGUAGCCAGCCAUAGCUUGUACAGCAGCUUACUACCAGCCUUCAAAUUGAUAUUUCCCAUGUUGUUAGAACACUUCCUUUCCUCACUUUGCUUCAGCUUUCCCCUCUCUGAAACAGAAAUGUUUCUUCAGAUAAACAUUCUUAUAAAGGAUCAUCUCAUAGGGG
Molecule: messenger RNA, 2658 nt
Organism: Dryobates pubescens (Downy woodpecker)
Lineage: Eukaryota; Metazoa; Chordata; Aves; Piciformes; Picidae
Gene: RIC3
Product: RIC3 acetylcholine receptor chaperone
Exons: 6
Coding region: 46-1227 (393 amino acids)
Biological process (GO): synaptic transmission, cholinergic; protein localization to cell surface
Cellular component (GO): neuron projection; intracellular membrane-bounded organelle; neuronal cell body
Source: RefSeq, a predicted model, not a curated record